UGAAGCUCUGGCUGUGCAGUGAGACACGUGACCCUCCAGCUGCUGCAUCCAGUCACUAGAAGAAGUGCUGUCCCUUUAAUUCACAGUCCUUGUGUGCUGCAGGAAGGGACAUGCCUGUUCCAGUGGCUCAGUCUAUAGAGGAGCUGCUGCCAGUGCCAGGGCUGUGUGUGCCCAGCAGAUGCCAAGGGAUGAUGUGAAUGCUGGGGACAGCUCUGCAGAACUUCUCAGGAGCAGGGAAGAUGAGCACAGAACUCACCAAACCUGCUCUUGCACCAAAGCCACAAGGUCUUGACAGCUUCAGUCCCAAGUGUUCUUCUCCACUGCUCUCAAAAACUGGUCUUGUCCAUCAAGCAAAAUCUAUGUCCAGGGGUCCCAAGCCUCCAAUUGCCCCCAAACCGAUAUUAUCUCCGGCGACAGAAAGGAGGUGCAUAGAGGAUGAGAACAAUUCCCUAAAUAAGUGCUCCAAUGGUGAUGUCGUUUGUCCUGUGGAGAUCUACGAUGAGGACCACUACAGACCUGUGUGUGAUGACAUGACCUUCGAGGAUUAUAUUUCGGUUCCGGAGUCUCAGCUGACAGAUGAGGAAUGUACUGACUUUGAUUGUGAGAAAAGUUCAUCUUCUGAGGGCCCUGUAGACCUCUGGAAUGCAACAUCUGGGGAAGGGGAUAUCACAAGCUAUAGCCCAUCUCAAGCUGGGGAGGAAGACAGUGGACUUCCAGACAGUGCACCCUCAAAAGAGGUAGAAUCUGGAGACUUUACAGAGUUGGAUGACAGUGACAACACUGAUGCCCUCAGCUUGAGGUCUUCCUCCACUGCCGAGGCGGAUAGCUUGGUGCCUCAUUCUGGCUCAAUGCAAUUUAAAAAUGACCUUGGAGAUAUAGAUGAUUUUUUACUGUUGGACAGCAAUGAAUGUAAUGGAGAACCUAGGGAAGAACACGGGGAUGAGGACUUAUCUAAUAUCGGGAAUGAUGAGGUUAUUUUGACACAGGACGCAAGUGCAGAUAACCUAUCUGAUGGCAACAUCAAUGAUGAAAAUGACUAUGAGGGCUCUUUGGAGGAGACUCCGGGCAAUAAUCGCGCUGAUGAUGAUGGAUCUAAUGUGACAUCUGAUCAUGAACAUUUAGAUAUUGGAUCAACUGAAAAUUCUAUAUUGUCAGAGACUGCCCAUGGUGAGAAUGAGACAAGCCAAAGUGUGGAUGAGACAGCCCAGUAUGAGGAUGAAACAACUCAAUGUGUGGAAGAGACAGCCCAUUGUGAGAAUGAGACAACCCAAUAUUUGGAUGAGAUUCAAUGUGAUAAUGAAAGCACACAAUGUGUGGAUGAGAUAGUUCAAUGUGAUAACGAGACAACUCAAUGUGUGGAAGAGAGAGUUCAAAGGGAUGAUGAGACAACCCAGAAUGAGGAUACAACAGCCCAAUUUGUUGAUGAGGAAGUCCAAUGUGAGGAAAAUAUAGAAACUGAGGAGGACCUUGCUACAGACGUUUUAGUCAAUGAAGUAGAGACCAUAGAGGAUAAUAAUGUCCAGAAAUUCAAUGAUGAAGAAUUGCAAGACUUUAAUGAAGACUUGGACAGUGCUGUAUCAGCUCCUAGUAUUGAAAAGGAAAUUCAGCAAGAAAGUGAUGUAGACACAAAGGUCAAUAAUAUCUUUGAAGCUGUUGAAGAAGCAUCCUAUGUUGAUACUGAAUUUGGUCAAGACAAUGAAGAAACCAAGGAAGUCUCUGCAGAUGACAACCCUGAUGACAGCUGCCAGAUAAUCCCAUUUGAAUGUGAAAGUAAUGAUGAUGUGAAGGAGCCACCAGAAGAAACACAAGACACAGGAAAUGUACAAGAAGAAACCACCUGGGCCAGAAUGGAGCAGAUAAAAGAAGAAGACUCUUCUGAGGUCAUUGAUACAGCUGCAGACGAUGAAGGAAGUAGCGAAUAUGACGCAGACCCAGCUGUGGAUACUCAGGGUGAUGUAUUAUUUCCAAAGGAUGAAGCUGACACAGCAGAGCAGUCACCUGAAGACCAGGAAACAAAGGUCAAGAAGUGUGCAGAGAUCAUUACGGAGGCAGAAGAGGAUGACAGCAACCCAUAUGUCCUGGAGGACAGUCCACAAUCCAGGAGCAGGAAGCUGCUCAAUACAGAGGAGACCACUUCUCCCAACAAGAAAGAGGAAGGGACCAUCAUGGAAGAAUUCGGCCAGGAUGAUGGUGGCCAUCUAUUCAACAUAGACAGAAAAAAUAUUGUCACAAGGACAAGAUCCUACUCUGGAAAAAUCCCAGGGAACGUUCCUGAGACUGUACCUGAGGAGACUGUUGCAGAAAUGGAGGCUCAGCCAUGUCAUACCCACUUGUUAAUGAAUGCCAAAUCUGAAAAGCCGGAAUCUAAGCCUUUAGAUUUCAUAAGGGCUCUACCAAGAAAGCCAAGUCGUUUUAUAAUAUACCCAAGGUCCUGCUCAGUGGAAGGCAGAGAAAACACAGCCUCAAUGUACAUUGAGUCCGAUAUCAACUUCUCUCCAUACAUCAUUAGCUCUUCUGGCAGCUUUUCUCAGAGAAACUACCAUACACACAGUGGGAUGUCCACACCGACCUCUUUGGUUGACAUUCCUCCACCUUUCCAGCUCGCCAGUAUUACGAAAAAGCCAAUUACCAAAAGUUCCCCUUCGCUCUUUAUUGAGAAUGACUCUUCCGAGAAAGGCUUCAAGAAGAAGAAGUCAUCUUUCAAACGCUUCCUCACCUUGAAGUUCAAGAAGAAGACUGAAAACAAGGUCCAUGUUGACGUCAAUGUGUCUUCCUCUAGGACGUCUUCAGAGUCAAGUUACCAUGGUUCAUCCAGGUUAAUUGACCUAGACAGAAGAAGCAUUGGGAACUCUCCGCAGUUGCAGAGUCGUUCCGGGAUGCCUUGCCAUCCAGAUUCUCCAACCGCCAUGCUCUUCUACAAGGACAUGAAGAGGAAAGGAACAUCCAAGGCCUUUAACAGGAGUGUAGCGAGGGUGGAAUCUUUUGAGGAUCGUUCACGACCACCAUUUAUGCCUUUACCUUUAACUAAACCCAGGUCUAUUUCUUUUCCCAACGCGGACACCUCAGAUUAUGAGAAUAUCCCAGCCAUGAAUUCUUAUUAUGAGAAUAUACAGAUCCCCCCUCGGAGACCUGCCAGGGCCAGCACCUUCACGGAAUUCUUUGAAGAUCCCAGCAGAGCCUUGGCUUCUGCCAAUGAGAAUGACGGAUAUGUGGAUAUGAGCAGCUUCAAUACUUUUGAAGUCAAGCACCAGCAGACAUCGGAGCAGGAGGCUGAAAGCGCUUACACGGAGCCCUACAAAGUCUGCCCCAUCCCCAUGAACAACAUAGAGGACAUCACGUCUGACGAGGAUCAGAGGAGCUCUGAAGGCGAGGAGUCCAGCUCUGGAGGAAAUGGGGUACACAAGGACGGCCCGACGAGAGCUCUGAACAUCGUGGAGGAGCUGGUGACCUCCGAGAGGGGGUAUGUGGAAACGUUGCGGCAUCUGUGCACGGAAUUCCAUGCAUCAAUGCUCAGGGUGCUCGGCAGUGAAGAGGAAGAUGAGGAGGAAGAGCUAAGGCUAAGGCAUGGACUAAGCCAGCUGCAGUAUGUCUACCUAUUACAUGAAGAGGUUCUGGAGGAACUGGAAGAAAGAAUAAAGCACUGGGAGGAAAACCAGAAAAUUGCAGAUGUGUUUUUAAGCCGGAAAUCCAAAUUCCAGCACCAUACGGCCUUUAUUGUUUCAUUUGACAAGACCACAGCAGCCCUUGAAGAUUGUAGCCUCAAAAAACCCCAGGUCACCGCCGUCAUCAGAGACUUUGAGAGGAACUUCCAGCGCGGACAAUCGAGUGUUAAACACAAACUGGUGAAAGUGGUGCAGAGAAUUUUCCAGUAUCACAUGAUCCUCACAGAUUAUCUGAACAAUCUCUGUCCUGACCUGGUGGAGUAUGAAGACACUCAGGCCGCCCUGCUCAUUGUCUCCGAAGUUGCAGAUCGGGCGAUUGAGAGCAUGCGCCACGGGGAGAAUCUGCAGAAAUUGGUACAGAUCGAGUACAGCGUCCGGGGACAGCGCAGUCUCCUGCAGCCCGGGAGAGAGUUUGUUAAGGAGGGGACGUUAAUGAAGGUGUCCGGGAAAAACCGCCAUCCACGACACUUGUUCCUGAUGAACGACGUUCUGCUUUACACUUACGCACAGAAGGACGGCAAAUACAGGCUGAGAAAUACCCUCUCCAUUCCAGGAAUGCGGGUGAGUCGACCUAUUGUGGAGAAUGCUCAGCACGUCCUGAAGAUUGAAUGCAUGGAGUGCUGCCUCAUGCUGUCUGCCAGCUCCUGCUCAGAGAGGGACGACUGGUUCAGUUGCAUCAGCAGAACUGUUCAAGAAUAUUACAAGGCGCCGACCGUGUCCGUCUAUAACAAUGUGGAGAUGAGGGAACGAUUAGGAAUGUUCCUGGGAGAGAGGCCGCCGAGCGUGGCGCACAUGUCUCACGUCAUGAUGUGCAUGAACUGCGGCAGCGAUUUCACACUGACCCUGCGACGCCAUCACUGUCACGCCUGCGGCAAGAUUGUUUGCCGCAGUUGCUCAAGAAACAAAUAUCCUCUGAAGUAUCUGAAAGAUCGUCCGUCUAAAGUCUGCAAUGGCUGCUAUGCAGAGCUGCGGAAAAGAGAGCUUGCCUCGGCGAACACAAAUUCCUCCCCGCAGCUGCCAAGGUCCACCAGCAGCACUUUUACAUCAAUGCUUCACAGUUUUCACCCGUCUGCCUUCAAGAGGCACAAGAAAGUGCCGUCAGCUCUGAUGGAGGCCGCAGCGUCCGGGGAAAGCUCCUCCAUUAGUGGUUAUUUACAUCGGUGCAAAAAAGGCAAGAAAUACUGGAAGAAACGCUGGUUCGUUAUUAAGGGCAAAGUGCUGUACACGUACACCGCCUGCGAGGUGAGGGGCGCUCGUCCUCCAGAUGUCACCAAGGAAAAAAUUGCCUCAGAAAGUUUACCCUUAUUAGGUUUCCAUAUUGUGCCUGACAACUGGGACCAGAACCCCAAACUGGGCACAGUGUUUCAGCUUUACCACAAGCAGACCCUGUUCUAUAGCUUCAAAGCAGCAGACACCAAUGCAGCCAUCAGGUGGGUUGAAGCCAUUAAAGCGGCGUCAGUAUUAUAGCAUCCGCUCUCCUUCUGCCGAACCAAUGAACAUUAUUAUCUGAAUGUAAAUUCUACAAUGUUUGCAAGGAGAGGGUCGACUGGCGCCCCCUGCUGGCUUCAGACCGGAAGUUCUUUCUCCUCAGCUCUCUAUGGGACUCCAAUGUCUUACAGUCUCCAGUAGAAUGUAUUGCGGGUGUCGGCGGCGCUCGCUACUUAGGGUCUUUUUGGGUUAAAGUCUUAGUUUUAUCUAAUGGGACACUGACAACCCCCUCCAGAUGGCCCUGUUUACAGUUUCCUGAUGACUUACACUUAGCAGGUGAUUUUAUAAUGUUUUUAUCGGCCUCUGUGGAGGUAAGGUGCUUGUCAGCCGUGAAAUCAAAGUCUAUGGGGGAACUCCACCCGCAGCAGAGUCCAUGACCAGGACACGCUGGCUUAUUUUAUUUUGGCAAGCACCAGACUAUGCACUAGGACGACCCGUCGGCACACGCCUAAAGACGUUUAUGUCAAAGGGUGGAGUUCCCCUUUAAGCAACCCGAUAAACCUCUAUGAGAAAUCUAUCAAACCUCAUCGCUCAUGUUAUGUAAUGGAGGGAUAGGGGAUCUGCCCAGUUCUAAAGGACCACAUCAUACUGGGAUUGCUGGAAAUAUUAGGAGCAGGUCAGGGCGUAUAGGUCCCAACGCCUUCCGCUCGGAUCUGGGAUAUCAAAAGGCGUGAACCAGGGAUGAGCAAAUUUCAUAUUUUGAAGUUCGUGUUGUGGUAUUUACUGAAUUGAGUUAUGGAUUCAGUUACCACGGACCAUGACGGAAUGCAGAACGGAAACCAGGCGAAUCCGUUAAGCAGGCUAUAGACUGAAUGAAUAACGGAACGCCUCCGUCAUGGUCCGUGGUAACGGAAUUCAGUAAAUACCACAACACAAACUUCAAGAUAUGAAAUUCGCUCAUCCCUAGUGUGAACCACUAACGGCAUCCAUGGUGGUUGUCCCCCAGCUUUCCACAAACCCUGAAUGCAAUACACAUCUGCAUUGCUAUGCAGUUACAUUACCCCCCCCCCCCCACCCAUCUGCAGUUCUGGCAUUAUAACUCAUGAACCAGGAAGCUCAGGAUGAAUCUCGUUUCAGAUCUCACACAGAGAGGGGAUUGCUGCAGUGCAUGUAGGAGGACACAACAAUACUGAAUCUGCUACUGCAGGGGAUGGGGGUGCUCACAGGCCAUGCUGGGUCUAGUAGUCUCCCCCCCCCCCCUCUAUGCAGAAUACAUCCGCUGUAUUCCGAAUUUCCUAUGAUAAGUGCAUUGCAAACACCCUGUAUCCCUCCAUUAUAAAAGCAAUCUAUGCUCUGCCCUUGUUUACAGAGGACUUGCUAUACCUUACAA
Messenger RNA from Bufo bufo (common toad), 6480 nucleotides. It is a transcript of the gene FGD5, whose product is annotated as FYVE, RhoGEF and PH domain containing 5. The coding region runs from base 198 to 5129 and encodes 1643 amino acids. The transcript has 21 exons. Gene Ontology annotation, molecular function: metal ion binding; guanyl-nucleotide exchange factor activity. The record is from RefSeq and is a predicted model, not a curated record. Gene Ontology annotation, cellular component: cytoplasm. NCBI's taxonomy places the organism in Eukaryota, Metazoa, Chordata, Amphibia, Anura, Bufonidae.